AUGUCCGCAGCCCCUUACACCUACCCUCCGUUCGACGCGUACACCAUGGAGGGGUACUACGCCUCCCAACAGGGCCACUACGCACACAGCUCUGCGGGUUCUUCCCCGCCCUCCCCAUCACACCAGCCCCUCAGCGGCCCCGUCCGGACACACCCGGCGAUCGCCCGGGCCCGUCCGACGCCGUACGAUCUCGACGGCCCGACCGCGCCGCGCAACUACGUCUCGCCCUCGCCCACCUCCCGCAAGGCCGUCCCCGCCUUCUUCGCCGCGCGCCGGCCCGGGCUCCCCGCCGGCAUCAGCGACGAGGAGGAGGACGAGCUGACAGAGGAGCCGCCCGCAGCGAAUGCGACGGACCAGGAGAAGAUCGAGUACAAGCGCCGCCAGAACACACUCGCCGCCCGCCGCUCCCGGAAACGCAAGGUCAUGCACCAGCAGGCCCUCGAGGACGCUGUUGAGCGCCUCACGAGGGAGAAGGAGGUGUGGCGCACCCGCGCGCUCAUGCUCUCCAAUCUGCUCCGCAGCCAUGGCAUCACCUGCCCCGAGUUCCUCGAGUAA
Mycena indigotica is the source of this 555-nucleotide messenger RNA. RefSeq lists its product as uncharacterized. Gene Ontology annotation, biological process: regulation of transcription by RNA polymerase II. Lineage: Eukaryota; Fungi; Basidiomycota; Agaricomycetes; Agaricales; Mycenaceae. Gene Ontology annotation, molecular function: RNA polymerase II transcription regulatory region sequence-specific DNA binding; DNA-binding transcription activator activity, RNA polymerase II-specific. The transcript has a single exon. Bases 1 to 555 code for a protein of 184 amino acids. The record is from RefSeq and is a predicted model, not a curated record. Gene Ontology annotation, cellular component: nucleus.